AUAUGUUUCAUCAGGAGUGUUUCUGGUGUUCUUCAGGUGAUGGAGAUGGACGGAUCGGGUCGGAGGGUGUUGGUGGAUGAUAACCUGCCGCACAUCUUCGGCUUCACGCUGCUGGGCGACUACAUCUACUGGACGGACUGGCAGCGGCGCAGCAUCGAGCGCGUGCACAAACUCAGCCUGGAGCGCGAGGUGAUCGUCGACCAGCUGCCUGACCUCAUGGGGAUCAAGGCCACACACGUCCACCAGACCUUCGGUGUGAACCCGUGUGCGCACGCUAACGGCGGCUGCAGUCACCUGUGUCUCUAUAAGCCGCAGGGCGUGUCGUGUGCGUGUCCCAUCGGUCUGGAGCUCAUGGCCGAUCUGAGCACCUGCAUCAUCCCGAGGCCUUCCUGCUGUUCUCCCGCCACACGGACAUCAGGCGCAUCUCGCUGGAGACCAACAACAACAACGUAGCCAUUCCUCUCACCGGCGUCAAAGAAGCGUCCGCACUCGACUUCGACAUCACCGACAACCGCAUCUACUGGACCGAUAUUACACUGAAGACCAUCAGUCGUGCGUUCAUGAACGGCAGCGCUCUGGAGCACGUGGUGGAGUUCGGUCUGGACUAUCCCGAGGGAAUGGCUGUGGACUGGCUGGGAAA
Carassius auratus (goldfish) is the source of this 640-nucleotide messenger RNA. RefSeq names its product low-density lipoprotein receptor-related protein 6-like. The transcript has 3 exons. Gene Ontology annotation, biological process: nervous system development. The coding region runs from base 40 to 453 and encodes 137 amino acids. Lineage: Eukaryota; Metazoa; Chordata; Actinopteri; Cypriniformes; Cyprinidae. The record is from RefSeq and is a predicted model, not a curated record.